Messenger RNA from Styela clava, 7205 nucleotides. Lineage: Eukaryota; Metazoa; Chordata; Ascidiacea; Stolidobranchia; Styelidae. The record is from RefSeq and is a predicted model, not a curated record.
UUCUAGUUCCCUUGCUAUAUAGAUGACACUCUUUAUUGGGUGUUCAUUUAAUGCAGAAUGUAUCAUCAAGUGGAUAUUUAGGGAUCAAGAAUGAAGACCCAUGUAGUUGAGGGGUAAUGUAACUAAUGUUGAUCAGUAUAACUGCUUGUAUAUCGUAUCACACGAUGAUUUUAAUGACAAUCCGUUGAACUCCGAUGAAUCGCAAUUCUAACAAUAUUAAUGUUUUGGUUUUUUGGUGAUAUCCUCAUAUAUAACCUAUCAUUUGAUGUGACUUGUGUUUUCCCACUAGUUAGGCUUGGUCAGUAAUAGUAUAACUGAUAAUACAAUAAUUAGGUAAAAAUGUGUAUAUUUUGUAAAUGUUUAUGUUCAUGUUUCCAUUCAUGAAAAUCAAUAAAAACAGGCAUUAUAUUUUGUUUACUAUUGCAUCGCUCUAUAAAUGCACUCCUUGGCAAAUGAUCACUGGAGGCAUAAUGAGCUACUAUGUUUGGAAAGAUCAAGAACUUUCCAGUUAAACCUGGCCUAUGUAUUUGGUUAAAUCCAUAUCACACUAGUUUUGCGCAAUAUUUAGGAUUCAACUUCAUAUUAUUUGUGGUGAUUUUUUUAAGUUAAAUUUGUAUUGUGUGUUCUAUAGACUAUGACUAUAAGCUCUCCGCAUUCUGUGUAACAUGGUUAAAAACUAUGAUUUGAUCUAUUACAUAAGUAAACUGUAAUAUCCUGCAAAUUAUUUAAAUUUUCAUUUCAAAUCGAAAACUGAAAAAUAGAAUGAGCAUUGCUGCUAUACCAAUAACAUGCAUUAUUCGAAGAAUUGCCAAGAAAUUUAUUCAUUUAUUAUUAUUUUAUUCUAAUAUGUUCGUUCAAAAUAAUUUCAGUGAUCCCCAUUUUGAAAUAGGUAACUGUAGUGUCAAUUGUCUGUUUAUAGCUAGCUGCUCAACCUUAUUCUCUGAUUCCAAAUUUCGAAGAUUUAUUUACAGUUUAUUCCACUGCUUCUGUUUCUUUAUGUAAUUUAUAUGACAAAUAUGUGUCAGGUGUUUCUUUUGUAAAUGUACGUGCCACAGCAUAGUGUUCGUUUUCUUACCACUAUUGUUUGAACUGUUUUGUUUGAACUUAUUGGGACUUUUAUAACUGACGCAUAAAAGCUUUAUAUUGAAAAUUAUUGGCAAACAUUGGUGUGGAAAUUGCUUUUACAGAUUACAAUAAUCAAGUAUAAUGUAGGUGUUGAUUUAUGAUUAUUAUGCGGUACAUCACAUACGUCACAAGGUCAAGUAUAUCAGUGAUUCAAUGACAGGAUGACUUCAAAUAAUCAGCGGAUUACAAUGACAUGAACGAAAUGCAAAACGGAAAUGCCUCAUCUCGAAGUAGCAAUCAACCAAAAUUGAAACUUAAUUUGAUCAAUGGAACACAAAACGUUGGCUUGCGUACCAAGGUUUCUGUAUCACCUUUGCCGCAAAGAGCUGACAAGUUGCUUAAAGAUGGGACUGACAAAGUUAUAAACAAACAGUCUCAACUGCAGAAAUUUAAAAAAGUCAGUUUUUCUGACGAUGAAUCAAACAAACCGAUACGGCGACUGUUAUUGGUGUCUAACAAAUGUAAAUAUGGUGCUUUGUUGGAAAAAGCUAUCAAACCACAUGUUGUUGCCAUUUUGUACAAUUAUGAAAACACUACUUUUGAUUCGUUGUUGGCACUUGUGUCUAUGGCAUUGGAAGGUGAUGAAAAAGUGUCAUCUGUUGGAUGUGUCAUGUCAUGCAAACAUUCAGGAAUUUUUAUUCUGAACUGUCAUGAUCAUGCAGGGUUGUUAAAUUCAACCUCGGAAAUUAAUAAAAAUUCCAGAAUUGGCAAAUUUUUUAAACUUCUUUUUGACACCUUUGUGGAUAAAGGCCAUGGUGAACGACGGCUUGACUUAUUUGGUGCUGCAGUUGUAAAUCAACUGGAUAAAAAUUUACGGGCUAUUGAGGAUAUUACUGGUUCUACCAUUAACAUUUCUAAAGAGCCACUGGGAAUCGGAAAUGGAUCUGUGUCCCUGGAUGGUACAGACAGUAUGGGUGAAAUGUAUUUCACACCAGAUAAGAUAAGAAACUGGCUGAAUGGAACUUACCAAACAAUUGACUUGUUUGAAAAAAUCAGAAUGGUAGGAAAAGGAGCCUUUGGGACUGCAGUAUUAUAUCGUAAGAAAGAUGACAAUUCAUUGGUUAUUUUAAAAGAAAUUAAUAUGUCAGAAUUGAACAGUCAAGAGCGUCAACUUGCCAUGAAUGAAACAAAAGUUCUGAAAUUAUUGAAUCACCCUAAUAUUAUAUGUUGUUAUGAUAGUUUUGAGGAAAACGGAGUCCUGAUGAUUGAAAUGGAGUAUGCUGAUGAUGGAACUCUAGCUCAACUUUUGGCUAAGCAAGAAAGCCCACUUCUAGAAAUUGAAGUUUUGCAAAUGUUUUGUCAAAUAGUAUCGGGUAUUCGAUAUAUGCAUGAACAAAAAGUUCUUCAUAGGGAUUUAAAAACUGCAAAUAUAUUUUUGACCAAAGACUGUUGUGUUAAGAUCGGAGAUUUUGGUGUUUCUAAAAUCAUGAGUUCCCAUAAUAGGGGUGCAAACACUGUGCUUGGUACACCUUAUUACAUCUCUCCUGAAAUAUGUGAGGGAAAGCCUUAUGAUGAAAAAUCAGACAUUUGGGCUCUUGGCUGUAUUUUACAUGAGAUGGCCACUUGUCAAAAAACUUUUGAAGGAACCAAUCUUCCAGCUUUGGUAAAUAAGAUAAUGCGUGGUCAUAUUGCACCUAUACAAGGGAAUUUUAGUUCAGAAUUCAAGCAACUUGUUAAUGAUAUGUUACAUCGUGAACCAGGGGAACGCCCAACGGCACAUAUACUUGAUGUGGUCCGUUUACCUGAUAUCAUGGACAAUUUUGGGAGUGAAGGUAGUGAACGAAGUUUCUCUAGCAGUAGAUCUCAAACAAAGGGAUCUCGGGAUAUUUCGUCAGCCACACAUCGGGAAACACGGUCCGUCCUUUAUAUGUAUGAUACUUCAGCAAUGAGUAUUUUACCCAUGGAAGGUUUUCCAACAAAAAUUAAAAUUCGUGAAGUUGCAAUUGGUGAGAAUCAUUUUAUUGCUGUUGCUGUAGAACUCACUGUGUAUACUUGGGGUCAAGGAGAUCAUGGACAACUUGGUCACGGUUCUCUAGAAUUUUGUCCAAAGCCGCAGGUUGUUGAAGCUCUCAAAGGUAAAUCUGUUACUUCAGCAUGUGCUGGGGCAUCAUUCAGUAUAUUUGUAUCAGACAAUGGAAUUGUUAUGACGUGUGGUGAUGGGCGACAUGGUUGUUUGGGUCAUGGUAGUUACGUUUCUUCACAACGUCCCAGGUUGAUUGAGUCACUGCUAAGUGUUGAUGUGUCUUCAGUUGCCUGUGGCUUACACCAUGUUGUUGCUUUGGGAAGUGAGGGCAAAGUUUUUGCAUGGGGGGAUGGUAAAGAUGGAUGUCUUGGUAUUGGGGACACCAAUAUUCUUGAGGAACCAACUGAGGUACCAAUCCAAGAAGGGGUUGCAAUUAGGGAUAUAAGGUGUGGUCCUGAUGGUACAAUGUUUAUAACUGAAGUUGGUACAUUAUUGGCAUGUGGUAACAAUAAAUUUAAUAAGCUUGGACUGAAUGAGAGGAGAGGUUUUCUCACAGUUUUAUCUAACAAGUUGAAACUGGAAGUUGAAUUUAAGAAAACCCCAACUCCAGUCAAAGCCAUCAAAGGUGUGAUUGAUGUCUCGAUGGGUAAAAACCACACUGCCAUUUUAACAGAAGUUGGUGAUUUAUUUAUGCUUGGAAGUAAUAAACAUUCUCAGCUUGGUACUGGAGACAAUAAAGUACGCAGCACACCUUUUGUUUUAAAGUCACUGCGAGAGUAUGAAGUGGCAACAGUCAUUUGUGGAGAUAAGUAUACUGCCGUUGGCACAUCAGACGGAACAGUAUGGUUAUGGGGUACUCGUUUCAAACAGGCAUCUGUAUCUGACGAAGUGCCGCAGACCCCAACAGCAAUUGAAGCCCCAGAAGUUGAUGGAAAAGAUUUUUCAAACUCUUACAGUGGGAGUCACAAUUUAUUCGUCAAGCCAACCCAUCGUCGCACUUUUAGUGGUACCAGCACUGUCAGCUAUCGGAGUACACUUAGUCUGAAUCAAGAAAAUGGUUCAACAUCCGAAGGCCCUAGUAGAGCAUCCAGCUAUCAGGAUGUAACUGCUGCUUUGGGUGACAAAGCUAUCAACUCCCGAACUACUACUGAUUUCGACUUGGAAAGCAAUCGUUCAACACCUACAAAUACAGCAACUUCCCCUCUUGAUAUGAGGAUGCCGGAAAUCAUGUCUUCACCUUAUCCUAUCUUAAAUAUUCAAGGUUCUCCAGAGUCUGCAGACACAGCUGCUUCAACCCCUGACAGCACAACAGUAAAAGGUGAUCUCGCCAAAUCACUUUCUGGGGAAAAAUCUCCAAGUUUUCAAUCAUACACAGCGUUUUUAGACACUUUGAUUUCAUGUGCUGAAAAUUUCUAUAUGCUAGUAGAGACUAAUGCACCAGUCACAUCAUUGAAAGAUACGACUGGACAAACCGACAACAAGAAAGGACAACUAAAGACACAAAUAAGUUGCUUAAAUUUACCUGUCCCAACUCGACGGCAUGGAAGGAGUUCUGUAAGCAGCAAUGAAGUUGGCGAUGAGUAUACCAGCUCCGAAACUUCAGAGCUAGACUCUUUUGGAACAGCACCAACUUGGAUUCGAGAAGAGUUGAAAAUUACAUUAAAAGCUGUUGCUACUGAUGCAUCAUCCACAAAAAAACAAUCAUUGAAAGACAGUGAAAAAGUUCAAAAAAUUCCUGCACUCACUACAAAACAGAGGAAAACUAGCCCGAGUCCUUCACGUAGUAAAGCAACCGGGAAAAACAAAGUUGUUGACUGCUCGAGUUCUGGUUCAAGUAACCAGUCUACAGUGAAACAAUCUCGCAACUUAUUGUCCGUUGAUACCAGUUCAAGUAAAACUAAUGCAAAAGGUACAAGAAAGUCAAGGUCACCUUCACCUUACACUCGUCGCUCACCACAAUCCAGCUUUAAUCGUUUGCGUGGAGGACAAGGAAGGUCUAGAAUGAACCAAUGGGAUCAACCGAAACCUAGCAGAUCACCUGUCCGUGGUAACAAUAUGCAAGAACUUCGUGCCAAAUUGGUACAGAUUCAAAAUGAAAAGCGUGAUACAGAGAAAAAAUUGAAAGAAGUUCAAGAACGAAAUGAAAACAUGUUGAGAGAUCUUCAAGUCAAACAUGAAAAAGAGAAAUUAGAACAGGAGCGAUGGCUUCAUGAUCAAAUUUCAUCAUUGAAAAGGCAACUGGGUGAUCAACAGAGAGAAAUAAAUGAAAGAGAUCCCUCAAAAAAUGGUGGAAAACUAGUUAAACAUGGGUCCAAGUCUGAUUCUGUAAAAAGUAGCAAAAUAUGCAAUAUUCAAUAAGAUUCAUACCGAUCAUGGUUGAAAAUUUUGCAGUAGCUAAUAAUGAAUCAAACCUUGUAUCACCAAUAUAGCCAUAGAUUUAAGAAGUGUCAUCAAUUAUAUCCCAAACCUAGUCAGGUUUGCAACAAAUUUGAUUUCAACCCCUGUGAUCUAAAAUUUAUAUAUGGAAAUCUAUCCACAAUUGCAGGACCCUGUUAAAUAAAUGUAGAAUGGGAGCAAUCUUGCAUAGUAUCUUUUCAAUAAUUUAACAUAUGUCACAUAUCAUUUGCAGGCAAAUGCUGCAGAAAUAGAGCUCAGCAACCUAUUUUGCAAUGUUUCAGCGAACUUUUCUACCAAUCUUCAAACUUAUUAAAUUUAUAUUUGAUUACUUGCACCCACAUUACGGUACUGAUGAGAAUAUCCCCAUACUUUGCUUUAUACUUGCACUUAUAAUCAGUUUCAAAUAUCCUUUCUAUCAGUGCAGAAUUUCUCAGGCACUAAAAUUUUAGCAUUUAUUGAUUGUAGGUUUUUCUUAUUUUACUUUAAAUUUUGCGUUCUAUCUAUCUUUUAAUAUAUGCGUUAGUCAAUGAUACUGUACUGCCUUUUUGUUUCAUAUAUAACUCGAUAUGGUACAUUGUUUUUCUUGUUAACAUUACACUCGACAUGCCCCAUACAGCCUUUAACUGGGUAACUUGUUAUACACUGUUGAAACGGAAACAAUUCUUCCAAAAUAAGUCUUAUGCAUUUCAGAUUUGUACAAAAUGAUUUGAUAAACCACAAGUCACUUUUUUACGUUUACACAGGUAAAAAUGAGGAAGCUGUGUCAGAAAAUUUUAGAUUCUUGACCAAAAUUGUUGAUUUUGAAAUGCAUCACCAUUAUAAAAUUCACAUCGUUCAUGUACUUUGAAUUCUAAUGUUUAUAUAUGCUUAUAAGGAUCAUUUGCUUUCUUGUAUGUCAAAAAUCACAUCCAUGAGGUGUUGUCUGUUAGUUGAAAAGAAAUUAGCAUUGAUAAGGUUUGCAUACUUUCUUUGGGAUAGAAUGGUAUUUUUAUAAGCUUGUUUCUUAUUAAUAUUUGUUCAUUUUAAACUACCAGUACUGAUUCUUCGAUCUAAUACUUUGCCAGUGCCUUUUACUAAAAUACUGUACCCAUAUUGGUCACAGUGAACUGUGCGAAUUUGCACUGUGGCUAUAGAGGAAAGUUCUGUUAACCAUGGUAGAAAGUACCUGACUAGAUGCAGAUCUUGACUAUGUCUAUGUUUGGCAUGAGUACUUUCAUCAGAAUAUUAGGAGCGUAUUGUUGUUCCAAAAUGUAUAUGCUUUUGUAAUUUUCCGUUCUGUUCCAUAUUCAUAUAAAGCUACUGAUUUUCAUACUUAAUACUUUACCUGCGCCUUUUAUUUGAAAUGUUUGACAAAAUUUUAGUCUUUACUUUAUACCAAAUUAUUGCUCUCACCAGAAUCUCUAUUCCGCCGAAAAACUAACUGAAAUUUCAAGGAAUAGUAAGCAUGCACGUCAUGAAUAUCUGCAAUGUUGAUGAAAUAUUGCUUGAUUAUGUUCUUAGAUUGCCAACUUGUACUUUCUUCAAUUAGAAAUGAAAUUCACUGUACUCUUUAUAACAAAAGUGCCUAUUUUGGACACCAUGGAUAUUUAUUCAUUAUCCCUAAUUCAAUUCAGGAACAAAUUGUUUGUGCAUGAUUCAUAUUUUAGUUUAUUUUCUAAUCAAAAUUGACCCUAUGUACAUUUCCGAUGAUUUUUUCCACACCUGGUCGAUUUUUUAAAAU